UUUUUUUUUUAAGGAUCAACUCCCAGUUCUGUACAAAACAAAGAUGUCAAACUUGUCUCAUAGCGAAGGGACAGGAAAAUCAGAAAAUAUUGUCAUUUGGGAUAUUUUUACACGUUGUAGCUCUUGUGUAUGUUCUGAGUAAAUCUUAUUUACACCGUUGUGUUUGGUAUCUGGACUCUGGGGAUAUUUGGUUAGCCCUGGAGCUAAGUUUACACAAGAAGAAUUAGGACGCAGGGGUUAGUUUGGCGCUUUUUAACAGACAUUUCUUUAGCGUGUUAGCUCCUGGUACGAGCAGGGACGGGUUUUGGUGACGGAUGAAACACUAAACAGUGUGAGUAAGCAGCUCUGGGCUUUACUGACUCAUCUGUUUCUGAUGUAAAAGAAGAAAAUUACCGGCACCAGCAGCGGUUCUGACCGGACAUCAUCGGCGCGUGACACUUGGACGCAGCUGCUUUCCUUCAUUUCCAUCAUCAGUGAGGAGUUGUUGUCUGUAUCAUAUUCAGGCCUUCCUACAGUCUGGAUUCAUCAAUUUCCUUCGCUAGGCUGAGUAAGCUGAGUAAAUCCCACCUCCUGUCUGGUUUACCUCCUUUGGCUUGUUUUUGGAAAAAUGGCAGCUAAUAAACCCAAAGCGCCGAACUCUCUGGCCCUCCACAAAGUGAUAAUGGUGGGCAGCGGCGGAGUGGGCAAAUCCGCGCUCACACUCCAGUUCAUGUACGACGAGUUUGUGGAAGACUACGAGCCCACUAAAGCUGACAGCUACAGGAAGAAAGUGGUGCUGGAUGGAGAGGAGGUGCAGAUUGAUAUUCUGGACACGGCAGGGCAGGAAGACUACGCUGCCAUUCGGGAUAACUACUUCCGCAGCGGAGAGGGCUUCCUCUGUGUGUUCUCUAUCACUGAACCCGAGUCUUUCGCUGCUACUGCUGACUUCAGAGAGCAGAUCCUCAGAGUAAAGGAGGACGAGAACGUGCCCUUCCUGCUGGUCGGAAAUAAGUCCGACCUGGAGGACCGGAGGCAGGUGGGAGCGGAGGAAGCCAAAGCCCGAGCCGAUCAGUGGGGCGUCAGCUACGUGGAGACGUCCGCCAAAACCCGGGCCAACGUGGACAAGGUGUUUUUUGACCUCAUGCGAGGAAUCAGAGCCAGGAAAAUGGAGGAGGGAAAGGAGAACGGGAAAAAUAAAAGGAAGAGCUUAAUGAAGAGGAUUCGGGAGAGAUGUUGUAUUUUAUAAUGACUGACUUUUUGCACUGUGAUGUCACUUCCUCUCAUUUCCAGUGUCUGUCUAAUUACAGCUCAUAUUAUUUGACUUCUCUUUUUUGAAGGGUAACAAGGGACAGAAAAUCAGGUAUGUACACGUGUAUGUACGUAGGACUUGGAACAAGUCUUAAUGAACGUAAGACUGAUAUGAAGCUAUUUCAUUUCAUUAUUUAAAUGUAAAUAGGUUGAGUCAUAUGACACUACUGUGUUGUUUUUUUUUUUGUUUGUUUGUUUUUUCAUGCACACUGAGGACCCAGCACUACCAUGAAAUAAUCAGUUAGGCUGCUUUCACAUUUGGCAUGUUUUCCUAAACGUCAGUGCACAAUUUACCUGUACUCCUACAGGAAGUGGAUGCAAGGCAGGCGGAAUGUGGACGCUUUUAAAAAGCAGUCCAGUCUACAGCUGUUUCCGAACUUUCCAGAAAAGCGCAGAAUGACACAAAGAGGCUUUUAUUUUUAUUUUUUUUAACUUCCUGACCAAUCAGGCUGCAGGUAAGGCAAGCAAGAAAAACAAACAUGGAGGACAGAAUGCAGGAGGAAAAAACUUGUUGGCAAGUGAAUAUAAGGAGCACAAUGGAAAAUAAUUCCUUCCUAAUAUUCCAACGUGUCUAUUUUUAGGAUGUUCAUCAGUAUGCAUUGUGACGUCCCAGUUUAACUCUGGAUGCAGUCACAUCACACAAUUAGCACCUCAAGUUCUCUUGAGUUUCUACCUCCAAAGCUACAGCGAACACAAACAACCUCCUCAUCGCUAGAGUCACACCAGUCUUUAUUUUAUCUGUGAUACUGAUCAUAAUAAAUCUAAUCUAGAUCGCUGAUUCUAGAUAUAUUAUAUAUAUCUUGUAUAUUAGCUCUGGAAUACACUUCUUGUGGGAAAAACAAAUAGAACUCGACGACAACGGAGCCAACAAGUCUUCGUUCUUGUUACAGAUUUGUAUGCCUGAAAUACCCUUAAAAUAUCCCUUGACCAUGUUUGGAUCAAUGCCAAAAUGUAAUCAGUUCAUCAAGUGGUAGCAAGUAUACAAAUCCUAGAUUUUAACCAUUCUUUUUUGAGGUAUUACACUGACAAGAAUUUCCUAAGGAAGGAUCGAUGGCAAAAAUCCAGAAAACAGCUGUCGAGUUCCUGAGCACGAAGGCGUACUUAAUGUCUCUGUAUGCCAAAGAGGAAGGAUGCUGUUGGAAGUAAAACUAUUUGAUCUUGCUGUGACCUUGACUCUGCUGGGAUCAAUUCCAAAAUCUAAUCAGUUCAUCUGCUGGAGGCAGGAAAAAAAAAAAAAAAACACACACACACCAAGUGUGAACGCAGCCUUAGUCCACUACAUGGGUUUUUAGGUUAUUUGGGUUCUGUGUGCACUUUAGAGAAAGGUAUACAACAAACACAAGCAUCCUCCUUACAUGAGCUUUUAAAAAGCUGGUAUUCAUUUAAGUAAAGCUUUCUAACUGGAAAAUCUAUUCUCCAAAGUUUGAUCCGUCACAAAGUCAAGGUUAUGGGUGAAAUAUAAAUUUGAUAAAGAUCAGUGAACUAGAACGAGUGCCUUGACUUAACACUUACGAAGUUCCUAUUAGUGGUUUUUAAGAAGUGACACUAAUUAAAGUUUGGGGUAGAUCACUUAUUACACGUUUCUGCUCACUUGCACACACUCGAUUGGACACGCUUUAGUUGUGGAUCACCGUAUUCAGCACCAAGCUUUUCUAAACCUUACUUACCUCAGCACACUCAGAGUGAGGUUAAUGUGAUAGGCGUACCUCGUGUGUGUUUGUGUGUGCAAAGACAACAACCCUAACACUACAUACAUAUAUAUGGUGUAAACACACUACUUCAUUAAAUUAAAUAGAUCCCUUGGAAACAGUAAACAUAUGCUGGGCCUGUGGGUCUCGGAGACAGUGGUGGAUAUCACAAGCAACAAUUAUCAAAAUUUUUAUAGCUAUUAGUCUGUUUGACUGAAUCAUUUUAAUCCGAAUCUCAAUAACUCAAAAACAAAUAGAAUAUUUAUUUAGAAAGCAGUAUGUUUCUCUAAAUCUGUACCGAGAGGGUCCGUGGAAAUAAUUUUACAGUUAGGGUAUGAAAAGUUUGAGAGCCGCUACUCUAGCUCAUGCCUUAAUAUUAUACAGUAUAUAUACAGUACUGUGCAAAAGUCUUGGGCAUGUGUAAAGAAAUGCUGUAAAGCAAUGAUUCCUUCAAAAAUAAUGAACGUUUCUAAAAAUAAAAAUCUAACACAGAGCAGUAAACAGUAAUAAACUGAACAAAGUCAAUAUUACAUGUGACAAAUCUUUUUCGUUUUAAAAAUGCACCAGUAGUCUCAGGUAUUUGUGCAGUUUUAUAAUGAAAUUAUCUGUUGAGUUUUACUGAGCAUCUUAGAGAUUCUGCCACGGUUCUUCUCUGACUGACUGUUUUUGCAGAUAAUCCCCGACAGCCUUCAUUAUGUUUUUUUGGUUGAAAAGUGGUGUUUUAUGUAAUAUGUAACUUUCUUCACUGACAUACAAAAAUAUUUCUGUAUUAUAGAAUUUUUUGUUGGAAAACUAAAAAAAAUUACUGACUUAAUCCUGCAGAAGUCAUAAAAUAAACAUCUAAGACAAAAUUUGUAUUUAAAAAAUAAGGAUGACUUUUGCACAGUACUGUUCGAACCAUCAGACUUUACCAGAUUUUAACAGAUUAGUUGUCUUCCCUGGAAAAAAAAAAAGCCUGUAUCAGUAUGACUUAGAGGAAUUUACCUAAUACUCGUAAUACUGAUGCUAGUUAAAAGAGGAAACACAGUGACUGAUUUUUUAAUUAUUCAGUCUUUUUCAUUAUUAACCGCUUUAGUCAAAUCAUAUUUUUAAAGUGCAUUUCAAUUUCUUUGUCUAUGUAAUGGAAAGGGCUGUUUUGUUUUCUUCUUUUCCAAAAUUGUGUGCAGGCUUUAAAGUUGCAUCGCAUGAGCUUAUAAUGAACUUUAAAAAAAAAAAACAGAAAGAAAGAAAGUAAGGAAAAGUGCUGCAGACCUCAGAACACCAUCAUCUCACAACAUCCUCAACAGACUGAUCUGGUUUUGAAUGAGUGUUUAUCUGUGGAAUAUAUAAUUACAUGCGUCACGUGGGUCCGUCGUAACACGAUGUACAGCUCUAUAUAUUGAAAAUUUGAAUGAUUUGAACGAUCGUUUCUUGCUAACUGCGAUUCACUAACAGUCCUGUAUCGUUAGCGAUGUUGGCACUUCAGCGUGGAUUAUUCCUGUAACCUGUGGAUUGAACUUUUUCUAGCGUAAUAACUUUGCUGUGUGGUAACUGGUACUCGGGGUAAUGACGCUGAAACACAGUGUGCUCUGCUGAAGCCCUUAGCUACUUUUUGUUCUGAAAUGUUGUGUUAAUUUAUGCAUCUGUCUAACCCAGAGCCAAAAAAAUUAAAAUACAAGAGAUUUUAUUAUAAUA
Molecule: messenger RNA, 4649 nt
Organism: Pangasianodon hypophthalmus (striped catfish)
Lineage: Eukaryota; Metazoa; Chordata; Actinopteri; Siluriformes; Pangasiidae
Gene: ralab
Product: v-ral simian leukemia viral oncogene homolog Ab (ras related)
Exons: 6
Coding region: 608-1225 (205 amino acids)
Biological process (GO): regulation of exocytosis; Ras protein signal transduction
Cellular component (GO): plasma membrane
Molecular function (GO): GTP binding; GDP binding; GTPase activity
Source: RefSeq, a predicted model, not a curated record